GUGAGGAAAUAAAAAGUAGCUGUUUGUUUAUACCAAAUCUCUCUUUUUUGCGUUCAAAAUCUCUGCGUUAUUUAAACUCGUAACCUUGUCUAGUAAUUGUUUACUAGCGAGAAAUUUGAUUUUUUUUUCUUAUAGUCACAACCCUUUAGCACGGAAUCUACUACGUCAUAGAACUGUGCAUAUACAUAGAAAUAUGUGUGUACAAAUCUGCAUUAUUAUGUGUUUACACAUAUACAUAUAUAUGUAUUUACACAACUACAAUAACAUGGAAGUACUAACUGAUUUUUUUAUUUCUCUGUGUAAUUUGGAGUUAAGCCAAUUUUGAUACCGGCCGCAACAGUUAACUACGAAACUCCAUCGCGCUCAGUACAUUUUAGCCGUUGCCGUCUAACUCGUCUGCAAAUAUACGCUCCUAAAAGGCAUAUCACACAUACAUAUAUAUAUAUAUAAAUAAGUACAUAUAUGCACAUUGAUAUCGGGUAUCCGAAAAAUUGAAAAGCUGAGCAUGUGAUAAAACUUAAAGAACUUUUUACUUUUGAUGUUAUAACGUUUAUAUUUUUCAAGUUACCAAAGUGUGUACGCGUUUUACAUUAGAUAUUCGUACUUUUCACCAUAUUUUUUGAAAAGUUCUUCGUAACGGUAUAUUUAGAAUGAGUGAAAACAAUGUUGAUUCAGCUGCAACAUCCAAGACAGCAUCAACUCCACCCGUGACACCGCCUCCAACUCCUAUACCGAAGGAAUUUAAGGCGCCACAAUUUCAAGAUGACAGCCUAAUACUUUAUUUUCAUCCAUAUAAUUUCCAUUCGCAAAAAGUUAUUCUGGUACUUUACGAAAAGAAUAUCGACUUUGUGCCAUAUGCCAUCGACUUGGCAAAUGGCGAGCAAUAUUCAACGUGGUUCCUUAAUCUAAAUCCCAAGGCAGACGUACCUGUUCUGCAAGAUGGCGCUUUUAUCAUACCAGAUUCGAAUCACAUCAUUAGUUAUGUGGAAAAUAAGUUUAGGGGAGCUAUGCAUAGUGCCUUAAAACCGCGCGGUAACAAUGAGGACGAAUACAAAAAAAUGGAGUUUUUCGAGACCAUAACUAGUCGAUUGCCUGUAGGUGCGCUUAGUUUGGGUUCUUUCAUUCAUGAUGAUCUAAAAUUAGCACCGAAACCGCCAUUUAUUGGGCCAAUACGCAAAUCAUGCUUGAAGAAUAAUGAGAAAGUUUACGAAAUAUUAAAAAGAUCCAUUGAUGAUGCAGAAACUAAUAAAAUUAAUCUAUUGCGCAAACUAGAUUUGCAAGAUAGACGCAAAAGGCUGGUCCAAUCUCGUGUGGAAUUUCAGAAAAUCCUUGACGCAGUCGAAAAUGUUUUGCGUUAUAUCGACAAUGAUUUUAAGGAAAAUCCUGGACGUGAAUGGCUUAUUUCAAACGAAUAUUCCUUAGCUGAUGUGAGUUUCGGUUUAUUACUGCAUAGGCUAUAUCAGUUGGGUUUCGAAAAUUACUACUGGUCGUAUGGUAAAAUGCCAUACGUCGAAAGUUAUUUUCUGCGUUUCAGAAAACGUACAGCCUAUCAAAAGCUAAUGCCUAGCAAUUUUAAAAUACUAAAAGAUAUUUGGCAGAACACACCUUCGAAUUAUAAGAUCGGUGCCGGUGCCGGAUUUCUGGGUAUGGCCAUGUUUGCAGCUCUAGCGCACAAAUAAUUGUAUAGAUUUUUACCGGUAGAUUUGAGGGCUAUGUGCAAUUUAAGACCAUCAGUAUUCAACCACCAUGGAAUCCGAUAAUACGUAUAGCAACAGCUGCAUCUUCUACAUGGCAAAUGCAACAACUUUUAAAUUUAUAACAGGUGUCGGUAAUAGAGGAACUUCAUGUAUUGCGGUAUAGGUAUUUGUUUUUAGAGAGUUGUAUCAAAUGUACGAACUUUAU
Rhagoletis zephyria (snowberry fruit fly) is the source of this 1902-nucleotide messenger RNA. It is a transcript of the gene Gdap1, whose product is annotated as ganglioside induced differentiation associated protein 1. Gene Ontology annotation, biological process: mitochondrial fission; mitochondrial fusion. NCBI's taxonomy places the organism in Eukaryota, Metazoa, Arthropoda, Insecta, Diptera, Tephritidae. The record is from RefSeq and is a predicted model, not a curated record. Gene Ontology annotation, cellular component: mitochondrial outer membrane.